CGCCCACGCCUUUGAAACGUCAACAGCGCCAAACUUGGGGCUCCCUAUCGGGAAAAUGACCACAGCUACCGAGGAGCCGCAAUGGAGAAAAGUCCAUUCCGUUACAGGGGUGAUACCGCGGUCCAGACACGGACACCGCGCUGCUGCAAUACGGGAGCUGAUUAUUGUUUUCGGUGGUGGAAACGAAGGGAUAGCGGAGUACCUCCAUGUUUACAACACUGUCUCAAGGCAGUGGUUUCUGCCUGCGGUGAGGGGUGACAUCCCACCUGGCUGUGCUGCCCAUGGUUUCGUCUGUGAAGGCACUCGAAUACUGGUCUUUGGCGGUAUGGUUGAGUUUGGGAAAUACACCAACAGCCUCUAUGAACUUCAGGCUAGUCGCUGGCUGUGGAAGAAGCUGAAGCCCAGAGCACCCAGGAAUGGCUGUCCUCCCUGCCCCCGGAUUGGACAUAGCUUCACCCUUGUGGGUAACAAGUGUUACCUGUUUGGAGGGCUGGCCAAUGAUAGUGAAGACCCCAAUGGCAAUGUACCAAGAUACAUGGGUGACUUGUAUGAGCUGGAGUUGCAGUCAGGAUCUGGGGCAAGAGGCUGGAACAUCCCAGAGACGAAGGGGGUCGGUCCCUCAGCACGAGAGUCCCACACCUCAGUUGCCUACUCUGGCCUCGGCUCCCCGAAGCUCUAUAUCUUUGGAGGGAUGCAAGGAUGCCGGUUGGACGACCUCUGGCAGCUUGACCUCGACACAAUGGUUUGGUCGACUCCUGAAACCAGGGGUUCCAACCCACUUCCCAGAAGCCUUCACUCUGCCAAUGUCAUUGGAAACAAGAUGUAUGUUUUUGGUGGCUGGAUUCCGGUUCCAGAGUCAGACAAACACAUUGCUUUAGGAACUGAAUGGAUCUGCACCAACUCCUUAUGUGUACUCAACUUAGACACUAUGAGCUGGCACAACCUGGGCCCAGAGCAGCAGGAUGACAUCGAGUCCCAGCUGCAGAGCCAGGGACCCCACAGUGACGACCCGUAUGCCUGUAGGCCCAGAGCCAGGGCCGGCCACUGUGCUGCCACUGUCGGGUCCAGGCUUUACAUUUGGAGCGGCCGUGACGGAUACCGUAAGAGCUGGAACUACCAAGUCUGCUGCAAGGACCUCUGGUACCUGGAGACAGACCGACCUGCCACCCCUGAGGCAGUGUUACUCAUCAAAUCCACAGUCAGCAUGCUUCAUGUGGCGUGGCGCCCCCUAGCGGCGGCCGACUGCUACAUCCUUCAGAUCCAGCCUGCCUGUCCUCCCAGCACUGCAGCUGGUGAUCCACCAGCCGCCCAUCCAAUGAGAACAGAUGGACCUGAGGGGAAGGUUGAAGACAAUUCAGGUGUCCAGUCCCUUCAGCCUGAAAUUGAAGGAACCACAAAUGAAAACGCGGAAGCAUCAGCUCGGGUAGAUGAUGCUUCAGCACAGCAGGAAUCUGCAGUAAAGUCGUCCAGUUGCUCAGCAGAGACCCGAGCAGAAGGAGCGAGGACUACCGGGAGAGGGACAGAGAAGGACUCGGACACAAAGUGCUGCGCUGGACAGGAGACAUCAACGACAGAGGUCAGCAGCUCAACUCAGCACCAGCCAGAGAAACAGCCUGUUUCAGCUGACAAGACAACGGAUUUGUACGCCCCCACACACCAGAAUCCUGAUGAAGGAGUGUGGUUUGAUGUUGGUGUGUUCAAAACACUCUUUUCUGAGGUCAGACAUUACUUCCUGCCUGCUGACAGUGACCAGGCGACUGCAGCCAUCAGCAGCCGGCCCCCAAAUACUAAAGAGAGGAAGCUGCCAGGGCCUCAGGACUACCAGGGCAGAGAAAAGCAGGAGCUGGCUCCAGGUCAGACCUACAGGUUUAGAGUUGCAGGUUUCAACUUCUUUGGCCAGGGAGACUUCAGCCCGGUCAGCGAGUUCAAGACCUGCCAACCUGGUUUCCCUGGAGCUCCCUCUGCUGUCAAAAUUACCAAGGCCAACGAUUCGAUCCACAUCACGUGGGAGGCUCCCUCCUCUCCAUCAGGCCGGAUCCUGGAGUACUCCAUGUACAUGGCAGUGAGGAAGAGCCGCUCCACAAGCUCAGAGCGUCCGGGUCAGAUGGCAUUCAUCAGGAUCUACCGCGGCACUAAGAUGUCCUGCUCGGUCAGCUCCACCCACAUGGACAAUGCCCACAUUGACUGCUCCGCCUCCAACCGUCCGGCUGUCGUGUUCCGCAUAGCUGCAAAGAAUGAACAGGGCUACGGCCCCGCGACGCAGAUCCGCUGGAUUCAAGAUCCCACUAAGUUGCGUACACCUGCAUCCAAAGCAGACAACAGUGCAGAGGCAGACCAGGAUGCGGCUGACAGCUCCAGCUGAACGUGUGCACUCAGGAAGUUGCCAAUGUACGCCACUCAGAGGAUGUAUAUUUCCUAGAUAGCUUUUUUAAAUUUAUUUUUUUAUGUAUUUAAUUACUCUCUUGUAAAUAGAUAUACAUUUUCACAGGAUACUUGACCACUUGGCUAUUUUAGUUAAAAAUGUUUUGUUAAGUAAUAAUAUGUAAUAUGAUAUAGACCAAAGUAAGUGUGAUUUCAGACUGAAAAGGUUGGAGGUGCCUUAGAGUGUUUUAUCAGCCACUGCUGCUUUAUACAGCAUGUCAUGGUUUGAAUGAAACACAGGUGUUAAGAUGUUUUCAGGGCCAGUGAACAUCUGAAGUAAAAUCUUUUUUUUAGUGUGGACUACUUUUACAAUCCUGAUGACUCUGUGAAGUUAUGAAAUACUAAUGAUCUGUUGUUGUUUUAUAUUCAGAUCAUUUACAAUGAUUCAUGUUUGGUUUGAGAUUUUUGUUUACAGGUUUUGUCACUGUGCACAACCAUAAGUUACUACAAGCUUUUUUUUUUUGUGUCCAUUACAUUUCUGCAUCACAUUUAUCAGUAUAUAAUUUUGCAUUUAUUUUAUUGUCAUUAUUCUCGCUAGAUCGCUUACAUUGUUAAUGAGUUACAUGUAAAAAAGGUUCCGUUCUAAAUCAAAAUUUGACACACUACUAAUAAUGUUUAUGAAUAAAGGUAUCAAAAAUGCUGCAGAUAUAUUACAGGAAAAGAUUUGCGUGUCAACACUAUUAUUGUCUUUGGUUUGACUAGCUCACCAUUUAGUGGGCAAAAAGUAUUGGUAUUCUCCGCCAUCACAUCUGGACUGAGACUAUUACAGGCCUCUAUAACUGGUGUGCUGAAGGAACGCGUGGUAUGCAGACCUCAGAUGCUGCAUCUCUUCAUUUUCUUGCUAAUAAAUGAUUCCUUGCUUGUGCUGUCUUCCAUAGAAGAGCAUUUAUCGAGUAUGGUAUUUGAUUAAGCUGCACACUGUAUUUGAAUGAAGAUGAGGUUAAACCUCAAGAGGAAAUCCACUUCACAACACUGCAUGCACCUCACUCAUGUACUAUCCACAGUAUCAUUGUAGAUGCGGUGUGUUUGUGUAAUGGAGGUGAAUUUGUUCUCAUUAAGGACAAAUAAAAUUGUAAACCGGGACCUGUAGAACAAUA
Messenger RNA from Micropterus salmoides (largemouth bass), 3518 nucleotides. It is a transcript of the gene hcfc2, whose product is annotated as host cell factor C2. Lineage: Eukaryota; Metazoa; Chordata; Actinopteri; Centrarchiformes; Centrarchidae. Gene Ontology annotation, molecular function: transcription coactivator activity; protein binding. The coding region runs from base 56 to 2362 and encodes 768 amino acids. Gene Ontology annotation, cellular component: histone methyltransferase complex. The transcript is spliced from 17 exons. Gene Ontology annotation, biological process: regulation of DNA-templated transcription; chromatin remodeling. The record is from RefSeq and is a predicted model, not a curated record.